Messenger RNA from Penicillium pulvis, 981 nucleotides. RefSeq lists its product as uncharacterized. The coding region runs from base 1 to 981 and encodes 326 amino acids. The record is from RefSeq and is a predicted model, not a curated record. Lineage: Eukaryota; Fungi; Ascomycota; Eurotiomycetes; Eurotiales; Aspergillaceae. The transcript has 3 exons. Gene Ontology annotation, molecular function: oxidoreductase activity.
AUGCAACAGGAAGUGGAAAAGCCAUCCCGGGGGCCCCAAUCCCAAUUCCAGCAGGGUAAGCGGACUCCGUCGAACAUAACAAUUAUCCCCAUACUCAAGAGUAGCAUAGGCCACCAGAUCCCUGUUGAGCAUCACAAAAAGCCUGGCUUACAGGCUGAUAUGGAGAAUCCCAAGCCCACAUCAAGCAAAAUACCAACUGAAGACGGCGGAUAUCAGACCUACAAGGCGGCCGGCAAGCUGUCAGGGAAGAAAGCAAUCAUCACUGGUGGCGAUUCUGGAAUUGGUCGCGCCGUCGCGAUUCUUUUUGCUAUGGAAGGAGCGUCUAGCCUUAUUACGUACCUUCCUGAAGAAGAAAAAGAUGCGGUAGAGACAAAACGGCGGGUUGAAGAAGUCGGACAAGCCUGUCAUUGCUUGGCCGUUGACCUCCGCGAUAAGAAGAACUGUCAGAAAGUGGUUGACACGGCGGUUGAGACCUUAGGUGGUAUUGAUAUCCUCGUCAAUAAUGCUGGGACUCAAACAAUGAUUGAUGAUAUCAAAGAUCUGGAAGAGUCGCAAUGGGAGAGCACAUUUGACACUAACAUUCAUCCUAUUUUUUAUCUUUCGAAGUACGCACUGCCUCACAUGAAAAGCGGCUCUACGAUAAUCAAUUGCGCUUCCGUCAAUCACUACAUUGGCCGACCCGAUUUGCUGGACUAUACUUCGACAAAGGGGGCAAUUGUUGCUUUUACUCGAGGAUUAUCCAACCAGCAGGUUAAAAAUGGUAUCCGAGUGAACUGUGUGUGCCCUGGGCCAAUUUGGACCCCAUUGAUCCCGGCCACCAUGACCACUUCCGCUGAAGAACAAUUUAGUGGCACACCAAUGGGUCGUCCGGGACAACCCAGCGAGGUCGCAACUUGUUUCGUCUUCCUUGCAAGCCAAGAUAGUAGCUUCAUCUCUGGUCAAUGUUUGCAUCCAAACGGAGGGGUUGUGGUUAAUGGUUAA